AUGCUCUGGACCUGCCACAUCUUCACUCAUCCCACAAUUGGGUAUAGUCUGUUUUUUCUUACCUAUGGCCGCCAUUCUGUCCUUCCUGAAGACCCUUGUGUAGUGGCAGACCAGACCGUUGACCAACUGGAGAAUGUCGGUAGGGCCAGAAAAGCUGCCGAGUUACGCAUGAGUGACAUGAGUUCAAAAUGCAAGGGAAAAUGGGAUGCCGUGAUUAAGAAAGCGACAUUCGAGGUUGGUGAUCGUGUUAAUCUCACACACGAAGGACAUUCUGGUUUGGAACCACGAUUGAAAGGCGCGUUUAUUGUGAUGAACAAAAAAGGACAAGUAUGUUACGUAUCGGCUCAAAAGCAUGGAAGGCAAACCACUCGCAUCCUUGACACAUGGUACAACCCGGCUGCCUCUCAUUUGGCAUGGCGCGUUGUUAUGCGACUAUUGGAUUGGGAAAUUAUUGAUGACGUUGGUGCUUGUGGACGAUCACAAAACCAGAAAGGGGGUAAUUUCAGAAUUGGCAUUGGUGACCAAAAUUGGAAUUUACAAGCAGCCAGUAAUGAUUGA
Phycomyces blakesleeanus NRRL 1555(-) is the source of this 558-nucleotide messenger RNA. RefSeq lists its product as hypothetical. The coding region runs from base 1 to 558 and encodes 185 amino acids. Lineage: Eukaryota; Fungi; Mucoromycota; Mucoromycetes; Mucorales; Phycomycetaceae. The record is from RefSeq and is a predicted model, not a curated record. The transcript is spliced from 2 exons.